Amphiprion ocellaris (clown anemonefish) is the source of this 1285-nucleotide messenger RNA. RefSeq names its product chromosome 4 C4orf47 homolog (gene cfap96). Bases 101 to 1039 code for a protein of 312 amino acids. Gene Ontology annotation, cellular component: centrosome. NCBI's taxonomy places the organism in Eukaryota, Metazoa, Chordata, Actinopteri, Pomacentridae. The transcript is spliced from 7 exons. The record is from RefSeq and is a predicted model, not a curated record.
UGAAAUAUAAUUCAACCUCAUCUUCAAGGUAUGCACAUUGUUUUCAAUAGCGCUUUUUAAAGUUCUUACAUAGGUUUAUGCAUGUUUCCGGUGUGUAAAGAUGCCAUCAGGUGAGGGGAAGAGUGAUAUGGAGCGUCUGGGUGUCUUUAAGGAGAUGAGCUACAUCUCUCUUGGAGACAAGUAUGCUCCACCCACUAACUGCCCAUUCCAUGAAUCAGCAUAUCGUAGCCGCCAGAUGCAGGCCGGUUUCACGAAACAACAAUGUGCCCUGCAGAGCGGCUUUUUUGACAAGUCCUUCAAGCGGAUUUUUGAACGCGAGGCACUGAAUGAUCCAAUGAAACUAGCCCGACAGCACCGCAUCCAGCAGGCCAGGAAGAAUCUGGGCAAGGCCUUCCUGCCCUGCAACGGGGUCAAGAGGCCCUGUGGUUCAGGUAGUUACUAUGGGACUCUGUCAGGACCCAUCGAAGCCAUGAGUCCACUGUCAGUCACCCAGAAAGCUCAUCGCUCACCAGGACGCAACAUCACCAUCUCACCCCCGAAGAAAGGCAGCGGUUACAGCUAUCCCAGUGUAACCUUGUCCAAAGUGAAGCUGUAUGCAUCAGAUCCAUAUGACAGAGCCAAAGAAGUACUGAAGAAGGAGGCAGCAAUCCAUCGCUCGAGAUUAAGAGAUGGACCGUUCAAGCUCAACCUUUACCCCAGAGAUUAUUUUCAAGGCAAUCCAUACCGCAGUGACAAGCCACUCCUGCCUGCACACAAACCCCUCCCACCUGCACAGAAAGACUCUCCAGUUCCCUUCAAGCCUUCAUCCCCAAGCAAACGGAUUGGAGGAAUGAAAGCAGGGACAUUUGACAAAUAUCCCUCACAUUCUACUGAUCCAUAUGUCAUUCGGCUGUCCAAACCAGACAAUCAAGAGCCAAUUUUCCGUCCUGCUCCUGGUCCGAAAAGCACGCCUGUCAAGAGUAUCAUUACUGUCAAUGUGAACAGGAACGUGCACUCUGCAAACUACCUUUCCACCAUCCCAACAGUGAGGACCAUCUGACUACAUUAGCCAUACUGCCAACCUUGGCUUACUUCUAUUAUUUCUAUCUGUUGUGUAUUGCAGCCAUGAAAUUCUCAGAGACAGGACGCUUUCAAAACCUUUGCCAUCUUCAGUGGCUUAAUUAUUGAAGCUUUUCUUUUUACAUUUCCUUGUUUCUUUUUGUCUUUAGAGGACAUUUUUAAGAUGUUCUGGAUGUUACACAGGCAGUAACAAACUCAAAUAAAGAAUAGUUACAUUUGUUUUCCA